GACACGGCGGCCCAAUGAACGCGCUCAAACACGUACCUGAACGAGACGAAAGGGGGACGGAGAGGCAAGGCGGGAAAAAAAAUGAGGAGAAAUCGCACGCAAGAUGACAGGAGGAGAGGAGCGAGAGAGGUUAAGAAGUGGCAGAUGAGCAGAGAGGAGAGGUGUGAAGGAGGAAAGAAAGAAGUGGAGGAGGGAGUUUAAGUUCAGCCAGGUAAUUGAGGAGGAGGAGGAGGAGAUGAAAAGAAGAAGGUGUUGGCAGGUGGAAUCAGAGACAGAUGAGGAGAGGAAGGAAGUGGAGGACGAAGGAGAGCAAGUAAGAGACCAGUCCCACAGCGCCCCCUUCAGCUCUGAGAAUGAGGCUCAGGGAGGCGACUCAGCUGCAUGGCAGUGCACCCCUCCCCCAUCUACCUCACCUGCGGGGGAGACGCCGGCCCACCCUCCUCCCUCCCAACCUGCGUCCAGACCCCGUUCCAGGCCGGCCAGUCAGAGCCCUUCCCCUCCCUCCGCCCUGACGGGAACCAAGAAGAGGGGCUCCAAACCGGCACACAUGAGACGCAACAUCAGGAAGCUGCUGAGGGAGCAUCAGUUGGAGGCAGUGACCAAAGCCGCCCAGCAGGACGAGUUGGAGAGGAGGCGACGUCUGGAGCAGCAGAGAAAACAGGAUUUCCCCGUCCCACUGCUGCCUGAAUACACAACUGGCGACGUGACAAAGCAAGCGUCGGCAGCAGCGGCGACACAGCAGGAAGUGAAGUCGGCCAGACAGGACGUGAUCUGCCUGGACACCAGCAGCACCGGCGUCAGCGAGGACGACAGCAAGGCCAACGUAGCCACCUCUGCCACCACAGAGCACAAAGCAGAUGUGAUCGAUCUCAGCUCGGGCGAGGACGACGCCAUCGUCCACAUCAGCAGCGAGUCCACCAACGAGGAAGAAGAGAGCGAGUCAAGUGGCGUGCACGCCAACGACGCCCUUAACCAGCUGGAUGCCGAGGGCAGGGUGCUGGUCAACUUGAACCAUCCAGCCACAGAUAAGGACAUUUUCCUGUUGCCUCAGCUGGCGCGAGCGGUCAAACCCCACCAGAUCGGUGGAAUCCGCUUCCUGUACGACAACCUGGUGGAGUCGGUGGAGCGGUUCGGCAGCAGCAGCGGAUUUGGCUGUAUCCUCGCUCACAGCAUGGGCCUGGGCAAAACGCUGCAGGUCAUCUCCUUCAUCGACGUCCUGUUCCGACACACCCAGGCUCACACCGUGCUCGCCAUCGUACCUGUGAACACGUUGCAGAACUGGCUGUCUGAGUUCAACAUGUGGGUCCCGCCCCCGGAGGCGUUGCCUCCAGAUACCGACCGGGAACUGGUGACACCUCGUACCUUUAAGGUUCACAUCCUCAACGACGAACACAAGAACACCGCGACCAGGGCCAAGGUGGUGGAGGGCUGGGAGCGGGAGGGAGGGGUGCUGCUGAUGGGCUACGAGAUGUACCGCCUCCUGUCGCUGAAGAAGAGCUUUGUGGCUGGGAGGAAGAAGAAGAGCAAGAAAACGACGGGACCUGUAGUCAUCGACCUGGAUGAAGAGGACCGGCAGCAGGAACUGCUCAAAGGUAUCGAGAGAGCCUUGGCCCGGCCUGGUCCAGACGUGGUGAUCUGCGACGAAGGCCAUCGCAUCAAGAACUGCCACGCCAGCACGUCUCAGGCUCUGAAGAACAUCCGAACCCGACGCCGCGUGGUCCUGACCGGCUAUCCACUCCAGAACAACCUGAUCGAGUACUGGUGCAUGGUCGACUUCGUCAGACCCGACUUCCUAGGUACGCGGCAGGAAUUCAGUAACAUGUUUGAGCGUCCCAUUCUGAACGGGCAGUGUGUGGACAGCACGCCUCAGGACGUCCAGCUGAUGAGGUACAGGAGCCACGUCCUGCACAGCCUGUUGGAGGGCUUUGUACAGAGACGAGGUCAUGACGUCCUGAGAGACCAGCUGCCCUCUAAAGAGGAACAUGUGAUCCUGGUGCGCCUGUCUCCCCUGCAGAGGGCGCUCUACACAGAGUUCAUGAGCCGCUUCAGAGAGGCAGGAAACACAGGCUGGCUCAGCCUCAACCCGCUGAAGGCUUUCUGCGUCUGCUGCAAGAUCUGGAACCACCCCGACGUGCUGUACGAGGCCUUACAGAAGGAAAACAUGGCGAGCGACCAGGACUUGGACCUCGAUGACAUCACUUCCACAGGUCCCGCCCGAUGUCCAACCGCGCCCAAUCAAAAGUCCAAACCCCUGGAGAAUCCUAACCCCAUUGGUGGACUGAGUCUCAACCAGCUGCAGGAGAAAGCCAAUCAGGUCAUCACUUACGAAUGGGCAAAGGACAUCAUGUGUGACUACAAGCCCGGCAUCCUGGAGAACUCUGCAAAAAUGGUCCUGCUGUUCCACCUGAUAGAGGAGAGCGUCAGGAAGGGGGACAAACUGCUUGUCUUCAGUCAGAGUUUGUCCACGCUGACAGUGAUUGAGGAUUUUCUGGCUAAGAGACCAGUACCUCCUUCCCCAAACACAUCCAACAGAGACAGACCCAACCAGAACUGGGUCCGCAACCUCAACUACUACAGACUGGAUGGAAGUACAACGGCCUCAGAGAGAGAGAGACUGAUAAAUCAGUUCAACGAUCCAUCCAACACCUCAGCAUGGGUCUUCCUGCUCUCAACCAGGGCUGGCUGUCUGGGCGUAAAUCUGAUCGGGGCGAACCGGGUGGUGGUUUUCGACGCCUCCUGGAACCCAUGCCAUGACGCCCAGGCCGUGUGCCGGGUCUACCGCUACGGUCAGAGGAAGCCGUGUCAUAUCUACCGGCUGGUGUGCGACUUCACGCUGGAGAAGAAGAUCUAUGACCGCCAGAUCUCCAAACAGGGCAUGUCAGACCGGGUGGUGGAUGACCUGAACCCUGUGCUGACCUUCACCAGGAGGGAAGUGGAGUCCCUCCUUCACUUCGUGGAGGAGGAGCCGGACCCCUCCCAGGUCCAGCUGCAGCCCAAGGACAGCAUGGAGAGCGUCCUCAGGAAGGCGCUGCACUUCUACCCUCACCUGAUUACAAAGCAACCAUUCCCCCACGAGUCCCUGCUGAUAGACCGCAGGGAGCUGAAGCUGAGCAGCGCGGAGAAGAAAGCAGCGAAGAAGGGUUACGAGGAGGAGAAGAGGGCCUCUGUGCCGUACACCCGCCCUUCCUACGCUCACUACUACCCCGCCAGUGACCAGAGCCUCACCAACAUCCCCGCCUUCAGCCAGAGAAACUGGCGCCCACCUCCUCGGACUGAAGAGAAGCCAGUGGCCAGCAUUCGGCCUGUCCAGUCAACUCCAGUUCCCAUGAUGCCCCGCCAGGCGUCUGCAGGCUCUGCCCCAAGCGACAGUUCAUCUGGAUCCAGCCUCGGAGGGUUCCCCGUCAACUGCCUGCAAAAAGCCGGGGUGUUCGUGCAGAGGAUCGUCACCACGACUGACAUCGUGAUCCCGGGAACUAACAGCUCAACAGAUGUCCAGGCCAGGAUCACCGCAGGAGAGAGCAUCCACGUAAUCAGGGGCACCAAAGGGACUUACAUCAGGACGUCUGACGGUCGAAUCUUUGCCAUCAGAGCAGCUAAUAAGGCCAAAACUGCAGAGGAGAGUACUACAGCGCCACCCAAAGACUCCCAGGCCCCACCAGAGGAAGUGUCAAUCAAUGGCAGCAACGGUUGCCUGUCACCUGACAGGAAGCAGCAGGUGCCCUCCAAGACUGUGCCCCGCCCUCUUUCACCUGACAGCCCGGAGAUCAUCAGCGAGUUGCAGCGCUACACGAGUGGCACCGGAGCCGGCGCCACAGGAGCUCAACCAGAGAGGGCAGCAGAGAGCGACAUGAGCGACCUGCCCUCCGCCAAACCGGUUCAGACCAAUGGCAGCAGCGGAAAUAUGAGCCACCAUGAUGCCUCUGUGACUAAUGUAAUCCAACCCAGCAUGGACGCCACUGCCGCCCAAGACCUGAGAACAGGCUUCAAGCGCAAAGCCUCGACCCCCUCCCUGGAUGAGCGGCCCGGUAAGCAGCGCUCUGCAGGCAAACACUCAGCAGCCCCUCUGGCCUCACAAGGUUUCCCCUUCAGUGGGGGCUACGGCCUCCCCCCUCUGGGCCUCAACCCCGCUAUGUUGGGUGGGUCACUGGGGCACUCGCUCUUCAUGGGGGCAGGCUCGCCUUACUUCCAGCCCCCCCACGCUCAGCUGGGAGACCCCGGUUACAUGUACCCAGAUCUGUUCGGCUUCGCCGGAGCCAGCGCGGUCCCCACCUCCUCCUCCUCAACCACAACCACGGCGACCGCCGUCUCAUCUUCCUCAUCAUCGUCAUCUUCUGCACCCGUCAAGGCUGCCAGCUCGGUUCCAGGAGCCCUGCCGCCAUUCAUGCUGAGCCCCAGCAUGGCGGGCAUGGCUGGGAUUCUCCCUCCGGGCUUCCCUCUCUCCUACAGUCAGUCCCUGGCUAGCCUCUACACAGGGUCGAUGCUCCCGGGCGGGCUGCCGGGUCCAGCUGCCAUUCCCGGUCCAGGCGGAGCCAGCUUCCUCUCCCAGUACCCUCCCACCGCUGCCUCCAGUUCCUCCUCAUCUUCUCCUUCCUCCUUCUCCCCCUCAGCACGGUCUGAGGGCCAUCGGGGCCCGGUGCUGGUGAACGGCGGGAAUUUCAGCGGCGCCAGCAGCUCAGAUGAUGAUGAUGAUGAUGAUGAUGAUGAUGUCAUUGAGGUGAAGGGACAGUGACACGUGAAUGAUGUGGUUGUUUGAGCAAGCCCGAUUCAAUUUAAUGAUCAUCAAAAUAGGAUGACAUCCUGUUAGCCAGGAUGCAGGCUUCAAAGGGCCUGCGGCCAAGGCCACGAGGGAAACGGACAAAAAAUGAAAGACGACUGAAGCGAUGACAACUGAGCCCCCGCUGAAGUGUUUCCUCUGUUGGCCUCUGCUGCCGUGGAGAAACAGUCCGAGUGGGGAUUGAACGCAGACUGGACACAGAGCGCAAAUGUUUCUGCUGAAUAUCAGAAGAUAAAACCCGAGAAGAAAAGAGAGCCAGAGGGAAGAGGAAAAUAAAAAUCAGAGGACUUUGGGCUUCCAGGUUUUUGUCCCAUACUGGCAUUGAAACUAAUCACUGGACUUAGUACUGCUGAGUGUGGGCCUGCUGUGACCACGAAUGGCCACUAGCCGUGCUGUUGACUUUAGACACUCUAGUUCUGCAGCUUUGCUAAAUGUCGAGACUCUUUUGCUUUUUUUCGGCUAAUUAAAAAGACGACCGUAGGGUGGAGUUACUUUAAAAAAAAAAGGUUUGAUUGGUAGGAACGUUUGUUAAAUAUCAGUAACUGAAAUGCUAUUGUUUGUCACUUGUGGAAUAUUGCUACUGAAUUCUUCUCAAAGUGGUAAAAAAGAUCAAACAGCGUUUAGAAAGCAUUUUGAUUUCACUCAAUAAUUCACUGCCAGGACAGGGGGUAUUGUACACUUUUGUUCUUGAAGAAAAAAAAAUGGGAUCAUCUUGAAUUAUAGAAGAAGAGGCUUUUUGAGGAUGAGGUUAAAGACAAUUACUGAAACCUUAAAACUCCAAUGAAAGAAUGUACGCUUAAUCAAAUGCCUUUAAACCAGGCCUUUUUCAAAAGACUCCUUCUGUUUAGGCAUCAGACGUGGGAAGAUCUGAUUUCUCUUCUUUUUUUUUCUGUGCGUGUUUUAUAUUUAUGUAACCUCUUUUACUUUUUCAAGAAAAUCAUUGCCUAAAAGCAGCCAGGUGAAAAAGAGAAACAAAACUGUGUGUCCUCCUUGUAGCGGAGAAACAACCAACAGAAAAUGCCUUUUUGCCUCCGUCUUUCUGAAUGUUAACUGUGAGAGAGGAGAGGUAAAGAGAGACGGGCGGUCACUGCGGCUCUCUGACUCUCACCCACAGUCUUACUGUAGCCUAGCGAAAAACGAUGCAAAACACUCACUCAAGCCUAUAUAUGUAUUCGUACAACCCCAGAGGAAUGAAGCUCGCAGCCCCGAGUUUUGGUGACGCUUGUGUCGUUGGCGUGUUCGUAUCUGUGUGUUGUGUUCUCAAGGGUUACAAAAGGAAUCGUUAAGAUAAACAGAAACUUGUGCUACUCGGUUUUGGUAACUCGUCCUGACGAUGACAUGGAUUCCACCUCUGCUCUGCUGCGUUUCUUUUUCUUAUCUUGUGAACAGAGGUCAUUGUAUCACCAAACUGAUUUUUUUUUAUUUUUUGGGGGGGGAAAUUUGGUGUAGCUUUGCCAAAAAAAAAAAAAAAAAAUGCACAAGCACAUCAGAGGUCAGGUCUUAGGAGACCAAAUAAUGUUGGUAGAGCAGAAUCCGCCGCAGCAGCAUGCUCUCUCUGCAGCAUCCUCACCGCCACAGUCCAGAGUACAUAUCCAGCUCCGUGUACGACCCUGCAGGGAACUCUGUACACUGUACUGCACUGUAAAAGAGACACGAAUCUGUAUCCGUCUGUGGGCCGGUUCAAAGCUCCAUCAUGUGACCAAGCUCCCUUUAGAUAAACCAUCAUUCUGCUGUUCCGGUCGAUCCCCUCUGAUCACACGAACUGAUCUGCCACGGUCGGCGCUGUCCUUCUGUGGAAAAUCUUCUCCUCCUAAAUGGCUGCAGCAAGAGCUUUAAAGACCGGCGGCUCUUUAGUGGAAACGUCAUCACAGUAAAGACUGAGCACUUCCUGCUCUCUCUCUUUCCUGUAUUUGUUCCUCAUACUGAAAUUGUUAGUUUACUUAUGUUUCAUGUUUGUUCUCCUCUUUUUACAAUGUUUGAAUUUACCAAAUUAAUUUAUUUAUGACGGUGCAUAUUUAUUCAUUUGUAUUUUUAUUUUUGUACAAUGUUUUGGGGUUUUUUUGUUGCUUUUCUUUCUCUCGUUUGUACAUUUUUCAUGGUCAUUUUGCUAUUGUUGUUACCACGGAUGAAAAAACAGUGACAGUCUGCCAGUCUGACCCAGUGCAUGUGAACUUGUGCAGAACUUGCAUGUGGACCAACCAAUUAGUGCGUUACUGUGCACAUUAAUAGCCAGCACAGCAGCUUUAAGAAGGAUCGAUACAUCAUAUCCCGCUGACGAUAACUCUGAUCAGCUCUCGAUUAUGAGACACCCAGGAAAGGGCAUCAGGGAUGCAGUGAUAUUCACCAUGACACUGAGCUGUGUUCAGACCUUGUUCUUAUCUCUGUGAGCUCCUUCAUCAGAAUAUCCUGCCUGUUCACAGCUUUGUUAACAGCUGGGAUACAAAUCUAAGCAUUUCAUCCGAAUAUGAGCCAUUUGUAUGGAUGUCAAUGAAGCGAAUUCACAAGCAAUGGGUCGGAACCUGAGGCAGUCCAACCACACAUCAGCUGAAAAGAAAGAAAGUAAUGAUAUAAGUGUUUCUCUUUCCUUUUUCUUUUUGAUUUCUCAUUACCAUAUCAUCAGAAGUGUCCAUCUGUCUCAUCCCCAUGACGGCAAACGAGCUUGUUUCCUCAGCGUCGAGCUGUUCGGUCGUCAGCUCGCCGUUCGCUGCGCUGACUGACUGCUCUUUUUAUUUCACAGCUUUCUACUUGAAUUUACAUAUUUAUUUAUACAAAUCGUUUCGGUCGGACGAGCCGAGCCGAUUGUCUCAAUUCCAUUUUGGCUGAGGAGAAGAUUAAAGCUGCUGUGUUUGAGGAUUGGCUCUAGUCAAAGCCUGUUGUGUAGUUUAUCGAUGAUAAUGUGUAUGACCUUGGAUUACUUUUAGAUCCUUUGGGGUUUUUUUUUGUUUUUUUUGAAGUUUGUAAAUAAAAAUAUUCUAAAUAAUACAUUUCCUAAUUUCUUUACAUCUUUAGUAGUAGCAGAUGUAGUGCUUGCCUCCCCUUUGUCUCCCCCUCACACACACAAGCACACACAGGCAACUGAGCACAUGUAAAGCUGAGAAGAAUUACUCUUCCAAGAAAAUGAACCACAUUUACAGUCUUACAGUCAAAUGACGAGAAUAUAAUUUGCUCUCAACCACAACCGUAUAAAACAUAAUCAUGUAUUCAUGCAAUUUUUAACACUGUCCAUCACUCUCCAGUAUAUUGUAUUUGUCUCGAAGUAAUAAAACGUUGCAUGCCUAUUGUCAGUUCACACAGGUGUAAUCUAAACUAAGGCUCAGACUUAGCAGACAGCUGACUCACUUUGGGUUCAAUCCUGGAGAGAAAAUGUCCCCAAAAGCCCUAAAACACAGGAAACUGUUUGUACUGUUAGUCUGAUGUACCUCACAGCUCGUGGGCCAUUUUAGUACUUGGUGGUGUGUUUUUCUCUUUCCUUCGAAUAAAUAUUCAGACAGAAUAAAACACUCUGGAAUCAGCUCCACGCAGUAUUUCUCUGUUCAGUGAUUUUUAAGAACACACAGCAGAUAUUAUCAACAGUACAUGUGGGUGUUUCACAUGAAAAUCUAAUAGUGCAUAGUUUUAAUGAUGUUUUACAUUUUCAUCCCUUGAAAAAGGGAUGAAGGGCACUAAAUGAGCUAAAAUCACUUUCUGAGCGUCAUGAUGGCUGCUCCCAAACUGUCACACAUGUGGGCACUUUUAAAAGUUGCUUGCAAAACUUGCUUGACAGACAUUGCAGACAUGACAGAACUUUAUGUUAUUCAGAUGAGAUUUCCAGCGAGAAUCGGGCCAGCUAAAAAUAGCUGAGCUCAGUUUAGCUGCCUGCUGUUGAUCAAUUUGCGCUCAUAAAGAUGUCAGUGUACUCUGUUAUUGCUUUUGGCGGCAAAUUUGAUUAUCACGUUCAUGCAAUGUGGUCGUAAAAUCCGUGCAAUGUAACACUGAUAGUGACGUCUAGGUUUGGUUUGUACUGGCCUGCGUUCCACAUCCUACUUUAAUGAAUGGUCACUCACAAAGUGGAACAUCCGUGUGUGUGACGCCUCAGUGUAUAUUAACAGAUGAUUUGGAGUCGUGUUCAAAUCUACAAAUUCACCAGCCUUCAUCCGGCAGGUUACUUGAGUUCUUGGCUUGUUGGUGCUGUCGUAUAGAGUUAAUAUGACCCACCUAAAGAGGAUAAAAUGGAUAAAUAUAAUGGCCCUCCUUUUCUAGUGAAAGGUGUAAAAUGCGAUCUGAAUCUUGUUUCAUCUGAUUGAUGUCCAGCACAGAGAGGGCAAUGGCUUUGCAGAGAAAAAUGACUGAAUUAAGCCAGCUCACUAUCAAACUUGCACGGUUACUAAACUGCAGAGACUCCCUUUUUUUGGUUUUGCGUGUACACCUGCGCUUUCAUUAGAUGUCAUUUGAUCUAUAACCAUUACAUACCAAUGUAACAGCAAACUUGAGACCCACUUUAGAGCUCAGAUUUUACAACUAAACUGUGCCUCCAAAUCAAAUGUAUAAGUCAGAGGACUUAAAGUUAUCAGACAGAGCCAGAUAUAAAUCAGUGGUCGGCUGGUGCCAAUAUCUCAGUCUGAGCAGAACAGCAGCAGUUACAGGCCAUGUAACUAAUUUGCAUGGGUCUCAUAGUUUACAGUCUACUGUUGUAUGUGAGUGCUUAAUUUUGGGAAACUACACAGCAUGUACCCUGAAGCACAAUGAAUCUCAUCAUGUGUCUCUUUGAUUCUUUUUUCCAUUUGAUAUCAGUGAUGGCCGUGAUCUUUAUCUUUCUGUAAACACCAAGUGAAGGUUGCUGUUUAGUCUGUGUCCUUGUUCCAUUUCCCUCUUACAACCUGUUUGUAUGUGGUUUGUCCUUUUUUGUAAAUGUGAUGUGAGGUCUGAUUGUUUAGAAUAAAAUGAAUGCAUCUGU
Messenger RNA from Chelmon rostratus (copperband butterflyfish), 9707 nucleotides. Its product is annotated as helicase ARIP4-like. The transcript has 22 exons. Bases 236 to 4729 code for a protein of 1497 amino acids. The record is from RefSeq and is a predicted model, not a curated record. Gene Ontology annotation, cellular component: nucleus. Lineage: Eukaryota; Metazoa; Chordata; Actinopteri; Chaetodontiformes; Chaetodontidae. Gene Ontology annotation, molecular function: ATP-dependent chromatin remodeler activity; ATP hydrolysis activity; ATP binding.